Messenger RNA from Branchiostoma floridae (Florida lancelet), 2462 nucleotides. Its product is annotated as alpha-2,8-sialyltransferase 8B-like. NCBI's taxonomy places the organism in Eukaryota, Metazoa, Chordata, Leptocardii, Amphioxiformes, Branchiostomatidae. The record is from RefSeq and is a predicted model, not a curated record. The transcript is spliced from 4 exons. Bases 1080 to 2195 code for a protein of 371 amino acids. Gene Ontology annotation, biological process: oligosaccharide metabolic process; N-glycan processing. Gene Ontology annotation, molecular function: alpha-N-acetylneuraminate alpha-2,8-sialyltransferase activity.
GAUUUAUUGACUUCGCCUAAAGUUAAUGUUUUGGUCCGGUGUGUGUGUGUGUCUGUUUGUUUGUUUGUUUGAUUGUGAAAAGUAUAAUUCGGAAAGUUCUGGAUUUUAUGGAUGUUUUUUAGUGUUGACGAAAUUAAGAAAUGACUAGAUUAUGGACCUAUGGCGGCAUUCUACGAUGCUGCAGCAGGACGUCCGGUUUUGAUAUUUUGUGUUCUGGAAAUGAAAUGGCCAUUUUUUAAAAAUUGAUUGUAGAUAGCUGCUGAACUAAGGAAGAGGCGGUGCUCCCUAGAAAUUCAAUCACAUUCUGUUUGGGAAGAAGUUGCAGUGUUCGUCUUGUGGCGGUUCCAAACGACGCGACUUUCAAGAAAAUCGCCCAGAAUGAGACACAUCUUUAGAUACACAAUGCGUCUGACCCUGUUUCUUCCUAUCCUACAACAUGUAUUAUUGUGUAUCUGAUGAGCUUUUACGUACGCUUGUACCCAAUAUACGAUGCUCUUCUCUUUGAAUGCGUGUUUGAAUAUGAUGUUUAAAAGUCUGCAGUCACCACUUUAAGUUGACAGUCAAAGAAAAAUGUGUUUUUCAUGGCCAAAAUAUUCAGGCUAUAUGUCCAAUGUAUCCGUGGUAUCUACUCUGUUCUAAGCCAAUGACAAGUAAAUUAGUGGAAAACGAAAUAUGUGUUACUUUCUUUGUUGAAGUUUAAGACUAUGAUUUGACAUACGAAAGGUGAAGAUCGAUGAAGCCAAGAAACUGGAGAACUUCUAACUUUAACUUUAACUCAUUGAUUAUAUGGAAACGGGACGUCGGUGUUGCCUGCGUCUUUGUUGUGAUGAGAAUCCAUUUUGACCGACCACGGUGCCCCAAAGCGUGUUGCUGACUGUGAGUAUGAAAAGUGGACUGCCAGUAAAACCGGUUACCGCACGGUUAAGUCGUUAGCCGUGCCUGCUGGCGAAAUUCGUCUGGGUGGACUUUUCGAAGGACAGCCUUUUUUGUCACUGCCCCUGACCUAACAAACAUCUCAACUAGCUACGUCUGCAGUCAUGGUUGGUUGACACCUUUCAUCCAGCCAAGGGAGGAGCGUCAUGAUCAGACCAUUAUUCCAUGCCACAGUAUUUUUCGGUAUCGGCCUGAUUACCAUCGGCUUGCUGUACGUGUACAAGCAGACAGCCACCCUGCACCUGGCGCGGAUAUUCGUCCGCCGUCCGAACACGACCAUACCCGAGAAUCUCCGACCACCGCCGAAUUUCAUAGACCGUCUGAUGGCGGAAAGAAAUGCACAUUUCAACAUGACAAACAUUUGGAAAACGCGGAACAUCACCAGGAAGUAUUUCAAUCCGAGGUUACACAUUAUCUAUUUCUCGGACUUCCACGUCUUCAUGCAACAGUGCGACCCUGAGACGUUCAGACUGCGCAACUCGCACCCGCGCCGCCCCAGACCCUGCAACGUGGUGUACACACCCAUCAAGCACUAUCGGACAUGCGCAGUGGUGGGUAACGGCGGUAUACUCCUCCAUAGCGGCUGUGGUGCUGAGAUAGACGCUCACGAGUUCGUCAUCCGUUCCAACCUGCCGCCUGUACAUAAGUACCGGAAUGAUGUAGGCAGUAGGACAGACUUAACCAUUGUAAAUGUUAAGAGACUAGUGCAGAUCGCGGACGACCUUCAGUCCUUCAACGCGACACUUCGGAAAGCCAUGCUAGCUCGUCUCGGCCAAUCAUCGAGGAUGAUCUUCAGUUAUUCAUUCGCUUUCAUCGGGUCGAAGGCGAGAUAUAGGAUGCAGAUAGUCGACACUGCCAUCAAGAAGAACAACCUGUCAACGGUAACAGCCUUUCCAUCCAGGUCGUUCUUGGAAAGCAGACGUUUAUACAGAGAGCUCGUGGGAAAACAAUGGAAGUUCGCCUCGACCGGCCUGAACACCUUCGCCCUGGCCUCCACCUUCUGUGACCAGAUCUCCAUGUACGGUUUCUACCCCAUGUCUAGAUACCAGAACAAGAGUGUCUCUUAUCACUACUACGACAAACUUCCGCCCAGUAGCCGGCAUGACUUUGACGAAGAGUAUGCCAUGUUACGGCAAAUGGACGAAGAUGGAAUCAUAAAACACGUAGUCGGAAAAUGUGCUAUACAUUCUGAAAAUGUAUCUGUACUGACUCCUUUUCAGGCUGUUGACAAUAUGAAUGCGUUAACACGAAGGCUUUUAUAACACAGUACCCUCAUGUAACCCUCCUUCUUAACAUAAAAAUCAUAUUUUCAGUAGGUUUACAUUCUAGAUCUCAUCUCAAGAGAUUUCGUCUUUCGUAUUUCUUAUGUGUCUGAAUCGAAGGAAAAUGCAUCUAUUUAUGACGGCAAUAUUAUGGCCAAAAUUGUGAAAGCAUUAAGACAAAGUAUGUGUUAUAAAGACCAAGAGGCGCGUUUUGCAAAUUGUCGACGGACAAUCAUUUUUCUCCUUAUAACUUCAAUUAAAAAACAU